Brassica napus (rape) is the source of this 2904-nucleotide messenger RNA. Its product is annotated as mitogen-activated protein kinase kinase 8-like. Lineage: Eukaryota; Viridiplantae; Streptophyta; Magnoliopsida; Brassicales; Brassicaceae. Bases 699 to 1652 code for a protein of 317 amino acids. Gene Ontology annotation, cellular component: cytoplasm. Gene Ontology annotation, molecular function: ATP binding; protein serine/threonine kinase activity. The record is from RefSeq and is a predicted model, not a curated record. Gene Ontology annotation, biological process: protein phosphorylation. The transcript has a single exon.
AAACAUUAAGUGUUAUUUUUGUGACUUUUGACUUUGAGUGCUAGUUUGGAAACAAAAACAUGAUAUAGUGCUAUUUUGUCUUUUUCUCUUCUUUGAAAUACUCGUGUAUUAUUCUAUUUAUUACUUUUUGCAUUUAUAAAUUAAUCUAAUGAAUAUAUUUUAAGAACUUCAUUAAGAAUUCAUACGUUUAAUUAAUUACAAACAAUAUUUUUUUAUGCCAAAAAAAACAUUUGUUCGAUGACAAAAAAUUGUCCGAAGGUAAUACUAGAGCUUUAAAUUGUUACGAAAUACAUCAUCUAUAUCUUUAUAGUUAUAUGACAACAAAACUCAACAAACUUGACAUUCUUUUAUUUAAAGCUUUUUAACUUGACAUUUUUUCGUGUUUUUCUUAGAUUUUCGAGAAUCCUAAUAUUUUGGUUAAAAAAUAUUGUUUAAAAUAAACUGAAUUCUAAAUCUAACCUGAAUCUAGGAAAAUGUAAUAAAAAUCUGAUUCUAUGUUCCGUUAUAUCAAAACGAUUAUUAUGUAAGGAUAAUACUGAAAAAUCUAAACUAGAUAACAAAAUCACUAAGAAAAUAAGGAAACAUGUUUUGUUUAUAUACAACUAGUUAAGAGCCAGCCACUCUCAUGUACAAAGUCUCCACUCACUACACGCCCUAGCCUCUCGAAGAUCAUCAAUCCUUAAACAACAAGAAACACGAUGGCUUUGGUUAGAAACAAUCGAUUCAUGAAUCUCAAGCUUUCUCUUCCACAAGCUCCUUCCACUUCCCUCCCUUGCUUCAUCCCCAUCGCAACAGCCUCCACAACAGUUACGUCCAACACAAGCAACACCGUCUCUGCUUCUGAUUUGGAGAGAGUCAACGUUCUAGGCUUUGGAAGCGGUGGAACCGUCUACAAAGUCAGCCACAAGACAACCUCGGCGACCUACGCGUUGAAGAAGGUCAAAGAAGACAUGGAUUCUACUUCCCGCCACCAACUCCUACGCGAGAUAGAGAUCCUCCGCCUUGUCGACUCUCCUUACGUUGUAAAGUGUCACGACAUCUACGAGAAACCUUCCGGAGAAGUAUCUAUUCUGAUGGAGUACAUGGACCUAGGCACGCUAGAGUCUCUACGUGGCAACGUCGUCAAAGAGGAACAGCUAGCUUUGAUCGCACGUCAAGUUUUGAAAGGGUUAAGUUACUUGCAUGGGCUCAAGAUUGUUCAUAGAGACAUCAAGCCAGCGAACCUGCUACGUAACUCGAGAGAAGAGGUCAAGAUCGCAGACUUUGGAGUGAGCAAGAUCAUGGUCAAGUCGUUAGACAAAAGCAACACGUUCACCGGCACGUGCGCCUAUAUGAGCCCCGAGAGAUUCGACAGUGAAGCUGCUGAUGUUUCGGAGGAAGACAAAUCAAACGUUUACGCUGGAGAUAUUUGGAGUUUUGGUCUGACCAUGCUGGAGAUCUUGGUCGGUCACUUCCCUCUGAUUCCUCAUGGAGAGAAACCAGAUUGGGCCACGCUUAUGUGCGCUGUGUGCUCUGGAGAAUCACCGAAAGCUCCUGAGGAAUGCUCUGAAGAGUUGAAGAGUUUUAUUGAUUGUUGUUUACGCAAGAAACCUAGCGAGAGAUGGACAGCUUCACAGCUUCUCGGCCACCCUUUUCUUCUCCAGCAAGAUUAGGGUUAGGGAUACAUCUAUGAAGUUCUUGUGUUUUAUUUAAGAGAAGAACUCAAUAGAUUCUUGGUCAAUCAGACCUAUAUUUUGAUUUUACUCUUGUAAAAAAGAUGUAUAUUAUAAGGGUGUCCACAUUGGAGAUCUGCACUCUUUGUAUAUUUUAGGUUUCUUCAAGUUUUAUUUAAAAACAUGAUAACAAACGAAAAAGACAACAAUGGUCUUUACUGAAUGAGAUUUUUUUCAGAUUCAUAUAGUUUAUUCCUAACAAACCAAACACUAGUUAAGGGCUGUAAGCCUGUGAGUAAAAAUUAUUUCUCAGAUUUGGUUUACUCAUGCAGUGACAAGCUUAUUCAAUAAUACUGCCUUAUUCUGUAUGGUUUCCCAUGUUACUAUGUUUUGUAUUUGAUACAAUACAACUAUGUCAAUUUUACUAUUAUGUGAGUAAAUUCUCUUUGCAAUAACCCACAUACUGAAUGUUUUAAGAAUAUAUGUGAAAUUACUCUUGAAUGUUACUCUUGAAUGCUAACACAUUCUCAAGGUUGUGAAUGAUUUUGUUCUCUUGGGCUGACUUGUUAGCUCAAGACCAAGACGCCAUGCAAAUCCGUUUAUUCUUUACACAUUGUUUUAUUAUACUGUAUAUGGUUAUAGUUUUUUUUACAGGGAAUGGUAAAAAACAAAUGUCUAUGUAAACCAACCUAAAAGUAUAUUGAGUAAGAAAGUUUUCAUGAACCAAUCUCAGAAUAUAAAUCCCAGAUAAUAUACACUUCAUUAAGCUAAAAUGUAUUGAAAAAUAAACCAAUACUAAUCUAAGGUAAGGAAAACAUAUUUUUAUAUUAUCGUAUCUAAAAUUGUUAGGUAAUGCUAGACACCUACUGUUAUAAUACCUUUCGAUAACUAUAACAUCAUGCUUCAAUCCUUUUAGCCAAAAUAUCUAAAUUGGAUUUGUCAUAAAAUAAUUACUGUUUGAUUUUAUAUUUGGAAGUAAUUGAUUUUCUUUUACCCAAUCUCCUCUUAUUUAUUUUAUGAUCCAAUUUUGUAAACAAAACAAAUCUACUUUUAUUCCCAAAUUACUUUUCUAUAGAAUUUUAUAAUAAGUUGCCUCCUGCAGAUAAAUUGGAGCGGCGGUGCGGCCAAUGACAAUACAAAACAUUAGCAUGUGACGCCAAUCACCACCAUACAUCACAAAUUAAAUAUCAAACGGAAAUGACAAAAACACCCCCAACACCACACCGACGCGACUACUGAAAUCGCUUGGUUG